Molecule: messenger RNA, 888 nt
Organism: Meloidogyne enterolobii
Lineage: Eukaryota; Metazoa; Nematoda; Chromadorea; Rhabditida; Meloidogynidae
Source: the annotation of a GenBank genome assembly
UGGAUCAAUGGUGGGCGAUAAAUAAUAAAGGAGAUGCUGUUCGUCGUUUAAAGCGUGAGAAAGAGAAAUUGCUCAAAAGUCCUUUUCCUGGUUUUAUUGCGGAACCGACAUUGAACGCUAAUGGGGUUCAAUUGGAAAUGCGCUAUUCCUGGACCAAAGGACACAAUUUGGGAGGGAGGUUUGUACAAACUUCGAAUGAGUUUCGAGGACGAUUUUCCUUUCAAACCACCAAAAUGUCGUUUUGAUCCGCCAAUCUUCCAUCCAAACGUCUAUUCGUCUGGGAUUGUUUCUCUGAGUCUUUUUGAGAAAAACAGAGCUGACUGGACACCAGCAUUCAGUAUCGGACAAAUAUUGAUUGUACUGCAAGAAUUAUUAGCAAAUCCAAAUAUGGCAGAUCUUACACAAGAUGAGGCUUGUCGUGUUUAUUUUGAAGAUCGUCAGGAAUAUGAACGUCGUGUGCUCGAACAAGCUCAACGUUUUUCGCAUGAAGUGGUUCAAAUGGAAAUGUUCAAUUGGGGAUGUGCUAUUCCUGGACCAAAACACACAAUUUGGGAAGGAGGAUUGUUCAAACUUCGAAUAAGUUUCGCGUACAAUUACCCUCUUACUCCUCCAAAAUGUCGUUUUGAUCCGCCAAUCUUCCAUCCAAACGUAUUUCCAUCUGGGACUGUUGGUGUGAGCCUUUACGAUAAAAAGAAAGACUGGCCCAAUAUCAGGCGAUUGUUGCUUGCAAUUCAGGAUUUGUUGGUAAAUCCAAAGCUGGAAGAUCCUCUUCAAACUGAUGCUUGUCAAAUUUAUAUUCAAAAUCGUCAGGAGUACAAUCGUCGUGUGCGCGAGCAAGCUCAACGUUUUCCUCGAGAGAUGGUUCAAUUGGAAAUGUUAAAUUAUUAA